CAGAGGAAGCGGCCCAGCAGCAGCAACAACAAGAACUAAGCCAACAGUUACGUUGGACACGCCUUUGUAUACAGCAGUAGCGACUGCAGCAGCCGUGGUCAAGCGGCGUUCCAACAAAAAAGCCGCCAGCAGCAUCCAGAGCCGGGACGUGGGUACGGGCACGGAAACGGGCACAGGGGCUGCGUAUAUUAGCUGGCACAGCAGCCAUUGCCACCGCAGCCCCGGUGCUCAUACGGAGGCACAAGCAAAGGCACAGGCAGAGCAGACGGUGCUGCGUCCAGCAACAAAUAAGACUCGCUCGGCGUUAGCGUUGACGUCGUUACAUAAGCUUAAGAGCAGCAUAUCUCCUCCAUCCAUAGACGCUUCAAUUUCGAGGCUAACAAUAGCAACAGUAGCUGCAGCAAAAACAAGAACAACGAAUCUGUUGAAGGGCUCCUGUAAAGAAGCAGCAACAGAAGCAGGCAAAACUGUAGGAAUCUGCUGUAGGAAUCCGCCGUUGCCACUGAUCGUUGCAGGAUCAGCCAUUGGCAGUUGCCACUGCAUAGCAUCGAUAGCAACUUAAGAGCCACUAUCACCAUCACCCACAACAACAAACAGAUAAAUAAUCAGACAACAUUAGCAACAGCAAACAAUUCCACACACUUAGCAGCAAAACGUUCCAUACAACAAUCAACACACAACAUCAAACAACAACAGCCACAGCCACAAAAUGUCGAAACUAUCGUUUAGGGCACGUCACUUGGAUCCGUCCAAGCAGAUGCCCAUCUACUUGGCGGAGGAGCUGCCCGAUUUGCCAGAGUAUUCGGCCAUCAAUCGCGCUGUGCCACAAAUGCCUAGCGGCAUGGAAAAAGAGGAAGAGUCGGAGCAUCAUCUGCAGCGCGCCAUUUGCACUGGACUAAUCAUACCCACGCCCGAGGUUCUGCAAACGGAUCAGCCGUUCUAUGAUGCCUAUUAUCCGCCGGACUACAAAAUGCCCCGCCAAAUGAUACACAUGCAGCCCCUGGGCUUGGACACGGAGGUGCCGGACUAUGACAUGGACAGCGCGGACGAUGACUGGCUGAACCAGCAGCAGCGCCUGCAGCUAACCGAGCUGAGAUUCGAACAAAUGAUGGAUCGGCUGGAAAAGAGCUCCGGGCAAACGGUCGUUACACUCAACGAGGCCAAAACGUUGCUGAAUCAGGACGACGAGACUAGCAUAUCUGUGUACGACUAUUGGCUGAACAAGCGCCUCAAGAUGCAACAUCCGCUGAUACUUACCGUCAAGACGGAGAGCCGACCGGGGGCCAGCUCCAAUAAUCCCUACCUGGCGUUUCGACGGCGCACUGAGAAAAUGCAAACACGAAAGAAUCGCAAAAACGACGAAGCCUCCUACGAGAAGAUGCUUAAGCUGCGACGCGACCUGCAACGCGCCACAACUAUACUGGAGAUGGUGCGGCGGCGUGAGGAGACAAAGCGUGAUCACCUCAAGAUGACGGUCAAUAUCUUUGAGAAACGCGUUGAAAUGCGCGACUUCAACGGUGCAGUCUACUCGGAGCUCAAUGCCCAAUACAAGAACUCGAGACCCGUGUACAAUUCCUUGUAUACGAAUCAAUACUCACAAGGCGCCACGGCAGCUGGCACAACAGCUACGGGUGCUCUGAUGGCCAGCGGUGGGGUGCUGACUCCGGGCAUUUUGGCAGCGGGAAGCAACAGCAACACGGGAGUCUAUGCGCAGGCGUCGCAGUACCUGAACACAUCGAGUCUGACAAUGGAGGGCAUCAGUGCUGGCAGUGGCAACGGGAGCAGCAGUCGAAAGGAGAAACGGCCGUACAAGAAGCGCAAACACAAACUUCCGCGGGAGAAGCAACUGCAGCAGCAGCAACAUCAGCAGCAGCAACAACAACAGCAGCAGCAACAACAGUAUUUGCCAGGUCUGGGCCUGGCGUCGUCAGCUUCGGGCGUUUCGCCUGCGCAUCUGUCCCAUCUGCAUCACCUGCAUCGCCAGAGCGCUUCACCGGCGGCCAACGAGUCGAUUGUGGACAGCGAGGAGGAGGACUACCUCGGUGUCGGCGCCCAAAAUGGCAACAAGCUGGGUUCCGAGAGCGAGGAGGAGGCGCCGUUUGCAUUUAGACGCAGGCCGAGGUGUAACUACCUGCGGACGCGUGGAGCUGACGAAGGCCGCUGGCCUUGGGAAUCGCCCCCUGAGAACGCUGAGGAAGAGGCGCCGCCAGGUGCGGCCGUUGGGGCUGAGGCUAAAUACCGCUAUACGUUAACAUCGAUCAACUAUUUCAGGCCACGCUGUAUAGGCUUUGCACGCCGGCGUCUGGGGCGCGGCGGACGCGUGCUGCUUGACCGGGCCAGUAGUCGUUAUGACGACCUGUGGUCGCAGUUCGACUAUACGGUGAUGGACAGCGUGGUGAAGAGCGACAAGCCUCUGAAGCACCAGCAUAAACAGCAACUGUCCAAGCCCAGCUCCCCGCCCACCGUAGUUGAUCUGCCUACGUGCAAGGAGUCAACCGCGGACGCAAUUGCAGCACCCGAGGCGGCGCUCCCCAAGGUUGAGCCGGCCAGUGAACAGGUGCUGCCCAAAGAGGAGGAAGACGAUGAGGGAGAGGAUGAGCUGUGCACCGAGGAUGAGAACGUCUCGCGCCUAAGCGUCUACAGCUCGGCGGUGACGCUGGAGCAAAGUCCCUACGAGAUGCGCAUGAAGCGUCGCCGGUUGCAUCGCAAGAAACAGCAACUGCGCGAACUCAAUGCCGCAAAGCGUCUCAAGAGCGCAGCCAUUGAAAGCGAAGACGGCGUGAGCAUGGAUGAUGGCAUGCCGCGGCUGCGUCCACUGCCCCGGGCGUAUUUGCAACGUUUGGCGCAGGCCCUGCAUUCGUCGUCUCAAAGGCAGGCGGAAGAGUCGGCGGAUGCGCAUGCUGUGAGUUUGGAGAAGCAGCCUCAGCAAGAGCUGGAGCUGAAGCAGGAGAACUGCGAUGAGCUAAUAGAGCAGUCACGCCACGCUAAUCAUCAGCACCACCGUUCCAAUAAUAAUAACAACAACAACAACACCGUGUUUAAUAACAACAACAAUAGUAGUAGUAGUAGUAGUAAUAUGAAUAAGAAUGUUAGCAUUAGCGAAAAAUUCAAUGUGAUAAAAGUGGAGGAAGCGGAUGCGGACGGAGAUGAUGGGACAACUCUGAAUGAGCAGCCGGUGGCCUCUACCUCGGCAGCGGCAGCUGCGGCACGCGCAGCCGAAGCGGCAGCUGCAGCAACAACAACAACAACAACAACAACUGCAAUUGGAUCUGCAAAUGCAACAGUCGAGGAGGUAGCAAGGACGAUAAAGCGCGAACUGAUCGAUGCAGAUGACUCUAACGAGCCGUUGAGCAGCAUACGCACAGCGGCGUCCAUGCAAAAUCAGCAGCAGCAGGAAUUGAUGGACGACGAUGAGGCCGAAGAUGACGUAAAUCUGGCACAGCUUAGCAGCAUAAUACGGCACACAGCGGUUAAAAAGGAGCUGCAGGCCCAACAGCAGCAACAGCAGAAAAGGCAGAAGCAGGAGGAGAAACAACAGCAGGAGAGCCAGACACGUUGUUUCAACCAGAUGCCCGAUGUCAUACGCCUGCACAACAAGCAACUGUACAUUGAUGCUGGAGGAGAUGCGACCGCGGCGCCAACGGAGGACGACAACGAGUCGUAUGACUAUAUGGGCGGCUUGUCGCCCACGUCUAGCCAGCGGCUAGACAUCUGCAAUGAGCUGCUGUCGGAGAUCAGGCGAGACUGGCUGCACUUCCGGCCGAAGACGCCCACGGACGAGUUGUCGGACAGCAACCCAGGGGACGAGGGCAGCGGUAACGGCAAAGUUUGCGACAGCGCAGUCGUAGACUGGACACAGGAUACGCCCAUUAGCCUUGAGUUUGGUCUUUUGGGCAAGUGCAGCGACAACGACGACGACGCCGCAACCGACGCGCACUUCAUGAGCAGCGCCUUCAAGUACACGGAUCUCGAUGCGGAUGUGCAACUGCUGCAGACUGCCUACGGGCUGGACUACGCGCGCGACAGUAGCAAUAGAAGUCCCGACAACACUAACGGCGACUGCUCUGACUCUGGCUCGGGCUCGUGUUCCGGUUCUGCGCUGGAAUUCAAUCUCAGCGGCGGUGAUUCACUCAACGACAUCAACAAUCUGUUGGGCGAUGAGCACAUGCUGGUCAACAUAUUGCAGGAGUGCAGCGCAGAUGACCCCAAGGCGCUCAAUCAGGCUACCAGCUUCUGGAACGGCAUUCUUGACGGCGAAGCGGCUGUCGACGAGGUUGAGAACGCCGACAAUUUGCUCGACUGCAAAACGGCGCCCGUCUCCGACUUGAAGCGCACUGCGCGCAGUCGUGCUCACGAACGAGGCCCAUCUGCGCCGCUGGGCAGUUCCAGUUUCACAACGGCCGAACACCAGUCGUCCUUCUUUUGCCAGGCACCGCCCGUCAAGCAAGAGCCGCCGCCAACAUUGCCAGACACCGUGCCGUCGGAGAUCACGUUGCCCAUCAAGCUGGAGCCAGCGGAGGCGGCACCCACACCGCCGACGCUGCUGGCACAUGCAGCGGCACUUACCUUAACGACACCUACGCCGCCCGCCAUUGUAGCGCCAGCAGUUCCAGCUCCAGCUCCAGCUCCUGCAGUGCCAGCACCAGCGCCCACACCAGCUCCAGCACCAUUAGUUGCCAGCACUGCAGCAACGCAUCUGCUUAACAUACCCGCCCAAAUCACAACGCAGCAUCAACAACAACAACAGCAACAGCAGCAGCAGCAGCAGCAACUGCCUCAGCAGCCGAAGCCUACGCAGGUAGCUGUGACGCAGCAGCUGCUGAAUCAGUUUGCGGCCACCGCGGCGCCAGCUGCCACACAGCUGAUUGCGAGGACAGAGUUCGUGAGCAGCGGCACGGCCGUGGGUGACAUUGUGACCAUAACGCCGCAUACGGGCAGCAGUCCGUUGCCGACGUUGCCUACCUUGACGCCGCAGCAGCAGCAGUUGCAGCAUCAGCUGGCGCAGGCGCAGCUACGCAAUGUCACCGUGCAGCAAAGACAGGCGACACCCCAGCAGCAGCAACAGCAGCAGGUGCAGCAGCAGCAGGUGGUGCAGCAACAGCAGCCCCAACAACAACAACAACAGCUGCUGUUCCAAAUGCAGCGUGACAUUGGCGGCUCGCCGGCCGUAAUCUCUUCGCAGAGCAUUGUGACUUCGCGCAGCGGCAAUCAUAUGAUAUACACGACAAGCAGCGGCGAGAUUAUGACUGCGGCGGCACAGGUGGGUGCCCAGAAGGUGACAUAUGCCAUACAGAAGAGCAGCGGUGGUAGCAGCGCCUCCAUUGGACCCAACACUGUCAUCACGCUGUCCAACGUCAAGCUGCAGAACGAUGACAGCUCUUCGUCCUCGUCGGCCAACUCGAGCGUUAAUAUCAUCAACACCGCCAGCGGACAGCAGCUGGCUGUGCACAGCAUUUCUGGCAUUCAGCAACAGCAGCAGCAGCUCCAGCAGCAGACAACAACAAGCACGCCUCUGAUUGUGGCCACGCCCACGCGCAACAACGCCCACCAGCAACAGCAGCAGCAACUCGUGUCGCAACAGCAGCAGCAGCAGCCAAUUGUUUGGCGUCAGGUGAGUGGCACCAACACAGCGGUGGCCACGACGGCGGUGCUCUCGAGCACCACAUCGGAGUCGCCAACGGCCGUGGGCAACAAGAUUCUGUGGACGAGCCGCACCACACAGAAGCGGCAGCUAAACGGACCCGAAAACACAGAUAUUAACAAGCUGUUGUUGAAUCGUAAGUUCUCGCAGCGCAAGGUGGGUCAGCAGGUGGCGCAGCAGCAGAUCCAGCUAACGAAGCAGCAGCUGCAGCAGUUGGUGCAGCAGGAGGAUGAGCUGGUGGCUAGCGGAGCUGGCGAGCAGCUCACCCUGCAGGAGGGCGGCGAUGCACUGCAACAACAACAGCAUCUACAACAGCAGCAGCAGCAACAACAACAUCAGCAGCUGCAAAAGAUCAGCAAGGUGAUCAAAAUGGCUCAGUUUCCGCUGCUUGUGUCGGACCUAAACCUGCAGCAGCAGACGGGUCAGCAGCAACAGCAGCAGAAGCCCAAUUCGGCAGCGGCCAUUGCGGCCAAUCACAACUAUAGUCUGCAGCCGGCGACGGCCAUAAUCACCUCACAGGCGGCGCCACAGCAGGCCAACAAGAUCUUCCUGACGAGCAACAGCAGCGGCGGCAGCGGCGGCAACUUCACCAUUGCCACGGCCAGCGAGCUGCAGGCAGCGGUGGCUGCCAGCAACGCGGGCCAGCAGAAGCUACACUACAAGGAGCUGCCCAAUGCCAAUGUCAAGCUGAACUUUGUGAGCAGCGCCACAACAGCGAAUGCCGCUGAUACGCUGGUCAGCCAGACGUCGCAGCAGUUGGGCUCCACUACGGUCGUGUUGAACAAGACGGGCGCACCGCUGCCCGCCGGAAUCCAACAGCAUCAGCAGCAGCACCAGAAACUCAAGACGAGCGGUGGUCAGGUGCAGGUGCCGGUCUCAACGGGCGACAAACGCGUGCUCUACACCAGCCUGUUGAAUGUGAAACCCUUGCAGAAGAACAACAGCGGCCAAAUGCAGAUGCAGCUUGGACCCGCCGGACUGCAGCAGGUGCUGCGCGGCCGUCUUAACAACUCGGCCAUUCUGACGCGAACCCUGCCGCUGGGCACCACCGUUAACAGCACUGGCGGCGGCGGAGGAGGCACUCCGACCACUAUUCGACAGCUGGUCACCAGCAAUGCUAACAAUGUGGGCAAUGCGGACGGUAUUGCCAAGGAGGUGGGCAAGGUGCACGUGACCGUCGAGCAGGUGAUUGCCAAUGCCAACAAUGGCGGCGUUGUGCUGCCCACCAACACCAAUAACAACAACAAUAACAGCAACAGCAACAAUAACAACAACAACAACAGCAGCAGCAACAAUGCGAAUAGCAGCAGCAACAACAACGGCAGCGGAACAGGAGGAGGCGGAGUGAAUGCAACAACGGGCAACGUGAACGCAACGCCGACAAUCAACAGAUGAGACGUGGACACC
Drosophila novamexicana is the source of this 7048-nucleotide messenger RNA. RefSeq lists its product as uncharacterized. NCBI's taxonomy places the organism in Eukaryota, Metazoa, Arthropoda, Insecta, Diptera, Drosophilidae. Bases 710 to 7036 code for a protein of 2108 amino acids. The transcript is spliced from 10 exons. Gene Ontology annotation, cellular component: piccolo histone acetyltransferase complex. The record is from RefSeq and is a predicted model, not a curated record. Gene Ontology annotation, biological process: regulation of transcription by RNA polymerase II.